AGGGUGCCAGGACGCGAUCACGGUCUCUAUGGCAAGGACUGUCCGCGUCAACGAGGUGGCUGAUUCGACGGCAACCGCCCUGCUAUAUUUACAUUCUCCCACGCGGCCAUUCGUCCGGCUGUGGGUCUCGCCCGUCCACUCCGGUUGCAUACAUCGAAUUAAAAUCUUUCGGUCUGUCUAGCUGUCUGUCAUGAGUGAUCCACGCUUCACCCGCCUCCACACCGACCCACGCUUCCGCAGGCCAAAAAGGAAUACUCAAAAAGUAGUCGUCGACGAACGCUUCAAAGCAGUAUUCGACGACGACUCAAAUAAAAAAUCAGGCAAGAGAAAAUCAAAAGGUCCGUGCGGUCGUGUAGACAAGUACGGCAGACAAGUCGCUGACACCCAUGAGAAGGACAACCUCAGACGCUUUUACCGACUCGAGGGCCAGAACGACGACGAGGAACACGAAGAUGCCCAGGCUCCUCAAAUAAUAGAUUAUGCACGAGGUCAAGUCUUACUCGAGUCGUCCGAUGAAGAAGAUGGCGAAGAAUCUGCCAAAAGUGAUGGCGAAAGCGAAGAUGGUGACGACGCCGAUGUUAUUCUCGGCCAACACGCUUCAAAGCCCAUCCCCGUCUUUGCAGAAGAUGACGGCUAUUUAGAAGUUGACCUCAACGAGGACGAAGACGCCUACGCAGACCUAGACGCUCAAGCCGCUUCUUACGCAAACGAGCAUGCCAAAGACGACGAACCGGAGCAAGGCGGUGUAAAAACCAACCGGCUCGCCGUUGUCAAUCUCGACUGGGACCACGUCCGUGCCAGUCACCUCUACAAAAUAUUUUCGUCCCUCGUCUCACCAACUGCGCCAUCGGCAUCCGUAGCUGUCAAUGGCGCCACGUCCAUGUCCGUCAGGGGAAACGAAAAGGCCUCGUCUGCAGCUAAAAUUGUCCGUGGAAAGAUCCUCAGUGUCCGUGUUUAUCUAUCAGAAUUCGGCAAGGAGAGGUUGAAGAAAGAGGAGGUCGAGGGUCCGCCGAAGGAGAUAUUCAAGAAGAGUCGACGACGUGACGAAGAUGACACUUUGGGCAGCCUCAUUCAAGAGGAUGAAGGCGACGAGUUUGACGAGAAGGCUUUACGGAAAUACCAGUUAGAACGGCUGCGGUACUACUAUGCCAUCGUAAUCUGCGACACCCUCGACACCGCUGCUCAUCUCGUCUCUGAACUCGAUGGUACAGAGUUAGAACGUUCAGCCAACGUCUUCGACUUGAGCUACGUCCCUGAUGACAUGACAUUUGAUGAUGACUUCAGAGACGAAGCAACCCCUACCACAGAAUCUACCAACACAACCUACAAAGGCCUCGACUUCUCCACAGACGCACUCCGACACUCAAAAGUCACGCUCAAAUGGGACGAAGACGACCCCGAGCGGAGUAAAGUUACCCGACGCGCGUUAUCUCGUAAAGAAAUCGAGGAGGGUGAUUAUAGAGCGUACAUCGCGCCUUCCAGUUCCGAGGACUCAGAUGACAUUGGAGAUAGUAGUAAAAACGAGAAGAGUAAAACCGAACGCGAAAGACUGAGAAAACUCUUACUCGGCGACGGCGAAGUAGGCGGCUUUCCCGAUUCCAACCCAUUCAGUGAUGGAGAUAACGAUGCGGAAGGUGAUAUGGAGAUUACUUUCAUGCCCGGUUUGAGCGAGGCGAAUGCAAAGAGCCAGGACGAAACGACUAUCGAGACGUACAAGAGGAAACAGAAAGAAAAGCGGCAGGCGCGAAAGAAAGAGAAGAUAGAGAAGAUGAGUGAGAAGGAGCAGGUUACUGGGAAAACUGCGAAAGUGGUUGUUGGAGAUGAGUUCUUUGCUGCUGGGAGCGAGAGCGAAGAAGACGAGGCGGAUCUGGGCAAGAGCAAGAACAAGAAAUCAAAGUCCUCCAAAUCAAAAUCCCGGCGCGAAGAGGAGAAAGACAGUGAAGAACACACCGAAGCCCGCCCAGCUACAGAAGCCGAACUAGAACUUCUAGUCGCACCAGACGACACGUCGACAGCACGCAACCAUUUUGACAUGAAGUCCAUCCUAAAAGCAGAGAAAGCAAAAGGAAAAAAGAAAAAGAAGAGCAAGAAAAGUGGGAAGAAGGGACCUGCUGGCGAUGGCGAAGAUGAUGUUCAAGAGGAUUUCCAGAUUGACGUUAAGGAUGACCGGUUCAAGGCUUUGCAUGAAGACCAUACGUUCGCUAUUGACCCGAGUAAUCCUCAUUUCAAAAAGACGAAAAGCAUGGCCGCUUUGCUUGAAGAACGCGCUAAGAGGCAAUCUGGCAAAGGUGGGCGACCUACGGAAAGGGAACCGUCCAGAUCAGAUGGCCUUGAGAUACAGCAGAGCCUACAAAGUCUGGUAGAUAGUGUCAAACGGAAGAGCUCUCAUGCAGAUGGGAAGGGCGUAGGCAAACGCCGUAAAUUAUAAUAUUAAUACUUAAUAGUGGUAUAGUAGACGUUCUGCACAUUACAAUCUU
Molecule: messenger RNA, 2477 nt
Organism: Fomitiporia mediterranea MF3/22
Lineage: Eukaryota; Fungi; Basidiomycota; Agaricomycetes; Hymenochaetales; Hymenochaetaceae
Exons: 5
Coding region: 191-2428 (745 amino acids)
Biological process (GO): rRNA processing
Cellular component (GO): nucleus
Molecular function (GO): RNA binding
Source: RefSeq, a predicted model, not a curated record